Molecule: messenger RNA, 2056 nt
Organism: Polychytrium aggregatum
Lineage: Eukaryota; Fungi; Chytridiomycota; Chytridiomycetes; Polychytriales
Product: Sodium/hydrogen exchanger family-domain-containing protein
Exons: 7
Coding region: 1-1728 (575 amino acids)
Biological process (GO): vacuolar acidification; proton transmembrane transport; sodium ion transport
Cellular component (GO): fungal-type vacuole membrane; late endosome; early endosome
Molecular function (GO): sodium:proton antiporter activity
Source: RefSeq, a predicted model, not a curated record
AUGACAACCAACACCACUGUUGCCGAGGCGGUGGCUGCCACGGCCGAGGAAGAGCAGCACGCGCUCUUUAUUCGAGCAAUCCUGCUGCUUUCGCUCAUUGUUGUGGUGAUGAACGUCAACCUGGCUCUCAAGAAGGCGCAGUUUCACUACGUCGGCGAAUCCGCUGUGAUGAUUCUGACUGGUCUCCUUGCGGCCAUGUGCUGGAUCGCGUUCUCCUACGACCAGGAGAAUGUCGCCAUCCAGCUGUCGUCCAAGUUCUUCUAUAUGGGUGGAUUCAGCCUGAAGCGCCUCACGUUCUUCAAGAAUGUCCUGCUGAUCAUCGCGCUGGCUUUUCUCGGCGCGCUGUAUUCCACAUUCGUGACAUCGGGCCUGAUGUACUUUUUCAGCAAGCUCAUUUCCCCCUGGAGCUUUGUCGAGUCGCUCGUGUUUGGAUCGCUCAUCAGCAGCACGGACCCGGUGACGGUUCUGUCACUUCUCCCGCCCACGGUCGACAAGCGCCUCUACAUCCUGAUCUUUGGCGAGUCUGCUCUGAACGAUGCCGUGGCCAUCAUCCUGUACCGCUUCUUCACGGACAUUGCCGACCCCAAGAUGAGGCUGUCGGCCACGUCGCUCGUCCUCAGCGUGUUGCAGUCGGCGUGGGUGUUUCUGGGCUCCUUUGCCAUCGGCAUCAUCCUCGGCCUGAUCUUUGCCAAGAUUACCAAGCACAUCCGUGUCCACGAAGAUGAGGCCACCACUUAUGAAAGCGUGAUGCUUAUCGUCUUUGCGUACACGUCCUAUCUCUUGGCCGAUGUGCUCGGACUCACGGGCAUCAUCUCGAUCUUCUUCUGCGGCAUUGCCAUGGCCCAUUACGCCUACCCCAACUUGUCGCCCGAAUCGGCGAGCUUCAUCAAGUCAUUCGCCGAUGUGUUUCUUCGAGUCAUUGGACAUAUGUGCGAGUCCUUCAUCUUCAUCUACUUGGGUCUCGGGCUCUUGUCCUUUGGCGGCAAGACCACAUACAGUCCCUUGAUGAUUCUGUUUGCCUGUAUCUCGAUCCUGGUGUCUAGAACGCAUAUAUUUCUUAUCUUGGGCUCCAGCAAUCUCAUCCACCGUCGCAAUCCCGAGACCGCCAUCCCUUUCAAUCAGCAGGUUCUCAUGUGGUUCUCUGGGCUCCGCGGCGCCGUGGCCUUUGCCCUUGGCGUCACAUUCUUGGAGCAUCCCGUCUUUGAUGCCGAUGUCAAGGGCAUGAUCUUUGGAACAACUGUCAUGGUGGUGGUCAUCACGGUGAUCAUCUUGGGAGGUCUCACGCCGUACAUGCUCAAGUGGCUCAAGAUUAGCAGCCCUGACGCUGGCGACGUUGCUGCUGGUGCUGCUGGUGCUGUGGCCGAGCAGCAUACCUCGACCAAGGAGAUUACCAAGCGCGAAAACGGCGAAGAAUACAAGAUGCUCGCUGAUGGGGACGAGCACGACGACGAUCCUGGUUCAGGCGAUCGCGUGGUUUAUGGUUGGCUGCAGAGCUUGGACAUGAAGUAUAUCCGACCUCUCUUUACCAUGCCCAAGAGCGAGACCGAGGAAAAGGCCAAGGCUCCCGAGGACGAGAACGCCACAUCGAGAUACUCGCUCACUCGGAAGGCCUCGCUCACCAGGGCGUCGCUGAGCAACAACCGCAAGGCAUCGGUGGCUCGAAGCACCACCGGCGGAUUCAGCGAUGUCGAGAUCAGUGCUGUCCCUGAGCAGUCCGAAAAGGUCUAGCGCAAGGGGCAGCCACGGUUGCAUUCGGCGUGUUCAUGCUCUCGCAUUUCCUCAGAGCAAAGGCCCACACAUUAUUUGUUCCUUUGCUUCUACUUCUGCUCCUCCCCAUUCCGCACCGCUGUGCCUGCACCAGCAAACAUAGAUUGUGGGCUGGUCGCUCGGGGAUGCGCUUCGUCCUGUGAUCGGUUACACUUUAUUCAGAAAAAUACGGGACAGCACAGCCGUUUCCAUGAACAUGUAGUUUGUGAUGGCAUGCGUCUAGCUAUGCCAUAAAAAUAAAACAGAUCACUUUGGCAGCCUCCGAGUGAAUAUCACCGGUCGCUCUCCG